AUGUCGGAAGUUCCACACACCAGCCAAGUCACCCUGCCGGUGACGUCCCUUUGGGCCAAUCGCAAAUGCCUGAUCAUUGCUUGCAUUGUCGCGACUGCCAAUACUCAGUAUGGCUUCGACAGUGCCGCAAUUGGUGCCCUCCAGGCGAUGCCCGGCUUUCUGAAAGUGUUUGGCUUUCCAGACCCGAGCAGCCCGCUAGGCUAUGGGAUUAGCAGCACAUUUCAGCAACUGAUCGGCUCUCUGUUGACGCUCGGUGCUUUUCUCUCGUCGAUUCUUGCCGGAGCUUUUGGUGCUUUCUACGGUCGCAAGACGGCACUUUGGUUGGCCUGCAUCCUGAACUGCAUUGGGUUGGCCAUUCAGAUUGGCACAACAAAUAAGGGGGUGAUAUACCUUGGUCGAAUUGUCCUUGGGUUCUCAAAUGGUUUCCUCGUCACCUUUUCGAACAUCUAUACGGCCGAAAUCGCGCCGGCUCAUCUCAGAGGCGUGAUGGUUGCCCUCUUUGCCUAUUGGGUCAAUAUCGGGGCUAUUCUGGGUACCAUCGUCGACAACUAUACCAAGGACCGACUGGACAAAGGUUCUUAUCAGAUUCCGAUCGGCUCCCUUUAUAUUGUGCCAGUGCUUCUGGGGAUUGGACUCUUUUUCGUUCCCGAGACCCCUAGGUGGCUGUUGCAUCAUAAUAAAGAGAGCCAGGCACGGAAGGCUUUGGAAACACUACGGGCGGACUCGCUGGCUCCAGAGUAUCUCGAACUCGAAUGGGCGGAAAUCAUUCGCGGCGUCGAGGAAGAAAGACGGGUUGCAAAGUCUGUCGGACUCUUGGAUAUGUUCCGAGGUGCCGACUUGCGAAGGACGCUUCUGUGCUGGGGUACUAUUUUGACCCAGGCAGGUAGCGGCUCGUGGUUUCCUAUCGCAUACCAAACCUACUUCUUCCAAAUUGCCGGGAUCAAACAAGCUUUCCAGUACUCCAUCAUGAUCACCUGCAUCGGGUUUGUUGGCGUCAAUUGCGGCAUGUACGCCAUGCGCCACCUGGUUGGCAGAAGAUUCAUCUGUAUUUUUGGAUCAGUUGUGACAAGUCUCUGCUUCUUGGGGAUGGCUAUUGCGCAAAGUGUCUCACCAUUUACCAUUGAGACGGGCAAAGUCACAGUGGCAAUGGUCGCCAUUUGGGGGUUCUUCUACAACGGCUGUGUCGGCGCUGCGACGUAUCCCGUGGCCACAGAGCUGGUCAGUUCCCGUCUGCGUGCAUGGACUGUGGGAUCGGCGACCUCGAUUCAAUAUGUCUUUGCGUGGCUCACCAGCUUCUGUACGCCCUAUUUUAUCAACCCUACUGAUCUGAACUGGGGACCCAAGUAUGGCUACAUCUGGUUUGGGAGCAACAUUGUCUGCGCCAUUUUCUACUUCCUUUGCAUUCCCGAGUUAAAAGGAAGGUCGUUGGAGGAGAUUGACGAGCUUUUCGAGAAGCGAGUCGGAACCUUCAAGUUCAAGACCUAUCAGACGGAGAUCCAAGAAAAGGCGCUGCACGAUGUCCAAGCCAAUACGGGAGCUUUCUUGGACAAGCCAGCAAUUACCCAUGUCGAAGAAUCGGCGGAAAAGGUUGAAUGA
Molecule: messenger RNA, 1596 nt
Organism: Fonsecaea erecta
Lineage: Eukaryota; Fungi; Ascomycota; Eurotiomycetes; Chaetothyriales; Herpotrichiellaceae
Exons: 6
Coding region: 1-1596 (531 amino acids)
Biological process (GO): carbohydrate transport; transmembrane transport
Cellular component (GO): membrane
Molecular function (GO): carbohydrate:proton symporter activity
Source: RefSeq, a predicted model, not a curated record